GGGGUAGAGGGGUGGAAGGAGAGAGGGAAAGAGGAUUCUCUUCUCUAUGACCAGAGAAACGGAGGGAUUGAGGGGUGGAAGGAGAGAGAGAAGGAGGAGCAGUUCCUCAAUGACCAGAGAGAUGGAGGGAUGGAGGGGUGGAACAGAGGGAAGGAGAGGAGGAUGGAGGAAGGGAACACUCAGUCCGUCCGUUACCUUAGCGACCCGGACGACCCUGACAGCUAUGAUCCCGUGACCCCUGACCUUGAUCCUGACUCCUCCCCCAUCUACACCCAGGAUUCUAACCCCUCCCCCGUCUUCACCCACAACCGAAACGCACCCCUAGAUAUCUACACCCCAAAUGUCUACACCACAAACUCACCUCCUGAUACAUACACCCCAAAUUCACCCCCAAGUAUAUACACCCGAAACGACCCCCUCCCAAAUGUCUACACCCGAAAUUCUCCCCCGAACAUCUACACUCGAAGCGACUCUCCCCAGCUCUACACCCGAAACUCACCCCCGCCACCACGAUUCUACACUCGUGAAUCUCCACCCCUACUCCUGUCGUCCUAUCCUGACAGCAGCCCCGAAGGUCAACCAGAGGUUAGCCCCACCCCUCGACCCCACCGACCCCCUCUGGAAGUCCCCUACAGUCUGGGACGACCCCCUCUGGGCCCCAGGCCUAAUCACAUGCAGACUUUCUACCAGCCCCCACCCCUCACACCCCUCACGGCUAAUGGGGAGUUGGUUUACACAGAGCCCGCCAGCGAGGACGAUGAGGGACAGAUGCAACGGGUGACGAGUCUGUGACUAGGGCGGUGGUGAUCUGGAGGAGGAAGAGGAGGAGGAGGAAGAAGAAGAAGACAGUUGUUGCAGUCAUGAUAUUAAUUAUCAUAAUCAUUGAUAAAGACCGUUAUAAUGUGCUCCAACCAAUCUCGUCUCUCCUAGAGAUCUGGAACGUUCCCAGACUCCGCCCCCAGGCCCCUCCCCUCUACAGACUGUCGGGCGACGGAACACGUUGUUGCCUUCCGCCUACGUUGUCACGGCAACAGAACAAUGAGCUCGGAACUCUAUAGAAUGGAGGUGAUUCUAACCCGGAACUCUCCUACUGUAAACAAUACCUACACAAUGAGGAUGAUCGUCCAUUGUACAUAGAUCCACCUGUGCUCUGACUUGUCUUGUAUUGCUACUGAAGUUAACCCCAGUUAAACUGUGUAACCAAACCUUUGCCGGUGUACCUUCCUGUUGUACGUGUCUUUCUUCUGUCGUCUCUUCCUACCAGCACCGCUUCUGCUGAUGGCUUCUUCACUGAGGAGACUUUUCACAUGUGAUGACUGUGAUCUGUGGUUGUUUCAUCUAGUUUAAUGCCCUGACUGUAAGUCUCUCUGGAUAAGAGUCUGCUAAAUGACCAAAUGUACAUGUUUAAUGUUGUCUGUCUGUCUGUCUGUCUGUCUGUCUGUCUGUCUGUCUGUCUGUCUGUCUGUCUGUCUGUCUGUCUGUCUGUCUGUCUGUCUGUCUGUCUGUCUGUCUGUCUGUCUGUCUGUCUGUCUGUCUGUCUGUCUGUCUGUCUGUCUGUCUGUCUGUCUGUCUGUCUGUCUGUCUGUCUGUCUGUCUGUCUGUCUGUCUGUCUGUCUGUCUGUCUGUCUGUCUGUCUGUCUGUCUGUCUGUCUGUCUGUCUGUCUGUCUGUCUGUCUGUCUGUCUGUCUGUCUGGUAUAGAAUGUGGUGUUACUCUGAAAGAACCAGACAGGACACACCAGUUAAAAAGUCAACAUAGUAUUUCAUAGUUAGUGGUUAUCCAAGUUACAGACUGUACAGUAGAGUCACACACACACACACACACACACACACACACACACACACACACACACACACACACACACACACACACACACACACACACACACACACACACACACACACACA
This is a messenger RNA of Oncorhynchus keta (chum salmon), 1906 nucleotides long. RefSeq lists its product as uncharacterized. NCBI's taxonomy places the organism in Eukaryota, Metazoa, Chordata, Actinopteri, Salmoniformes, Salmonidae. Gene Ontology annotation, cellular component: membrane. The record is from RefSeq and is a predicted model, not a curated record. The transcript has 2 exons. Gene Ontology annotation, molecular function: G protein-coupled receptor activity. The coding region runs from base 130 to 792 and encodes 220 amino acids. Gene Ontology annotation, biological process: G protein-coupled receptor signaling pathway.